GUUUCGAGAUCGACUUAUACAACAUACACCUAAUAGUUUUUAUCCACCAACAUAAUAUUGCAAGCUCAGCAAGCUGAAAUGUCUUUCGAAGGCCUGCAGGAGCGUCUGACGGCUCUGCAAGAGAAUACGACACAGCUCAAAGAGCUUAUCGAUCGACUCGCAACGCUUAAAUUCCAACCCGGCUCUGUGCCCCUGACCACCGAUGAGGAGAGCAGCGAGAGCGGUGAACUCAGCGCAGAAAUUACGAGCACUCUGCGGGACGGAGAAGAGGAGCACGAGCUUCUGCAGGAAGAAGUGGAAUUUCUGCGUGGUGCAGAGCAUGAUAAAGACCGAUUAAAAGAGAGUGUCGAAAAGAUUGGGACGGAGCUUGAAAGCUGCCGUCUCUCCUUUCGAAAAGCACGACUGUCGGCAAAGCAUAGCCUCGCGCAGGCGCAAAGACGAGAGCGCGAGAUUCUACUUACAUCAUUCUCACAUCCUACCUCCGAGAACAACUCUCUUUACCCUGACGACGAAAAGUCUGCUCGCCCCACACGCCAUCAGCAGCAUGCUCAGAAGCAACAAUCUAGCCUUACUGAAGAGGAUCAACAGAACGUUGGCGCGAGCGCUAAUGUGACCAACGCCCUGCGACGAACACACGACUUGAUCCAGGCGGAGUUGGCGCGCAGCGAGUUUGCGCACGAGACUUUGACGGAAUCUUCUGCUGCUUUAAAGCAGCUGAAUGAGUCGUAUGGCUCUCUGGAUACAAUGCUGGCGAGCUCCAAGGAUUUAUUAGGCACAUUGUUGCGCUCGCAGAAAAGCGAUACGUGGUACCUUCAGACGACGUUUUAUAUGCUAGCUUGUACACUCGGUUGGCUGUUGUUCAGAAGAUUGCUGUAUGGACCUAUGUGGUGGAUUGUUUGGUUACCGCUGAGGCUGAUGCUCGGAUUGGGUACAUCGGCAGGCAGUGCGGUAAUGCACGCGGGUUCUGGGAAGGGCCAGGUGAAAGAGGCUGGACAGGCGAGCAAGGGAGUUCCGGUGGAGGGUUUGCCGGAUGAUGAGUUGCCUACCGUCAAGAUUGGCGACGAGCAGCAGGCUGAGGUUCUGGAGGAGGUGGAUAAGAUUGUGAACGUUGUGAGAGAGGCGGAUGAGCUGGGAAAUAUCCCAGAGGGUGAUAAGGAUAAUAUUGGUAAUCCAAAGAAGAGGAUGUGGGAGGAGCCUGAUGUUGUUGAGCAGCAACGCCCUAGAGAUGAGCUAUAAGUUGGAUAACUUUUAAUUUUAUAGCAACAAGGUCUUGAAUCUACUGUGCGUUGUGAAGUUUAAGACUUGGCGGGUUGAACUGUAAAUCAAUUUUAAAUGAUAUAAUUCACA
Molecule: messenger RNA, 1347 nt
Organism: Fusarium redolens
Lineage: Eukaryota; Fungi; Ascomycota; Sordariomycetes; Hypocreales; Nectriaceae
Exons: 2
Coding region: 79-1236 (385 amino acids)
Biological process (GO): retrograde vesicle-mediated transport, Golgi to endoplasmic reticulum
Cellular component (GO): endoplasmic reticulum; SNARE complex
Molecular function (GO): SNAP receptor activity
Source: RefSeq, a predicted model, not a curated record